UUCAUAUCAACACAACAUUACACAAAACCCUUAUUCUCCACUUAGAAUCAAGAGUUUCUUUUCCUUAAAUCUCUACAAAAAAAAAUCGAUCUAUAAAGAGCACAUACAUAUUGAUUCAUAAACCUAUUUAAGGAACGACUUAAGAAGCUGUUGGAUCAUAUAUACCAUAUAAAAUAGCAAUGGAUAUGAUAACGAAGAUGGUGAUGGAGAGACCGGUGGUGAUAUACAGCAAGAGUUCUUGUUGUAUGUCUCACACGAUCAAGACUUUGCUCUGCGAUUUCGGAGCCAAUCCAGCUGUUUACGAGCUGGAUGAGCUACCUAGAGGGAGGGAUAUCGAGCGGGCGUUGUUGCGGCUCGGGUGUAGCCCCGCAGUUCCGGCGGUUUUCAUCGGUGGAGAGUUGGUCGGUGGAGCCAAUGAGGUCAUGAGUUUACAUCUUAACGGAUCCUUGAUUCCUAUGCUUAAGCGGGCUGGUGCAUUGUGGGUUUGACUUAUUAUAUCUUUAACUAGUUUACUUAACACUAAGUUAAGUACGCAGAAUAAAAUUUUAACACAUAU
Arabidopsis arenosa is the source of this 556-nucleotide messenger RNA. The record is from the annotation of a GenBank genome assembly. Lineage: Eukaryota; Viridiplantae; Streptophyta; Magnoliopsida; Brassicales; Brassicaceae.